AUGGGACUGCUGAGACUUGGAUUAAUAAUGCGAGAAUAUAAUGUCAAUGAUAAAGUUAAUUUAGGACAGGAGGCAGUAGGCCGGAUGAAAAAAGAACAUAUAUCCUCCCGCGUCACCCUGCCACUUACUGUUGAAGAGUACCAAGUGGCUCAGCUGUACUCAGUAGCAGAGGCUAGUAAAAAUAACACAGGAGGCGGAGAAGGUAUCGAGGUACUGAAGAAUGAACCGUUUACGGACUACCCACUGUUAGGAGGUAAAUAUUCCUCGGGACAGUACACCUACAAGAUUUACCAUCUAGCAAGCAAAGUACCGGCGUACAUACGUGUCCUUUUACCAAAGAGCUCGCUAGAAAUCCACGAGGAGGCAUGGAAUGCAUAUCCCUACUGCAAAACAGUAAUAAGCAAUCCUGGAUACAUGAAAGAUAACUUUUUUAUUAUGAUUGAGUCAUUUCAUAUUGCUGACACCGGCAAUCAAACCAAUGUCCACGAAUUACCUCCAGAAAAAUUAAAAAUUCGUGAAAUAGUACACAUAGACAUUGCGAAUGACCCGAUAAACAGCGCAGACUACAAGGAAGACGAAGACCCAACGAAAUUUAAGUCUGAGAAAACAGGUCGAGGGCCGCUGGUUGGCAAGGACUGGAAGAACAAUGUGUCACCGGUUAUGACGUGCUACAAACUCGUGACAUGUGAAUUUAAAUGGUUUGGAUUGCAAACCCGUGUUGAGAGUUUCAUCCAGAAAGCCGAGAGACGUCUUUUCACCAACUUCCAUAGGCAGGUCUUCUGCUGGACAGACCGCUGGUACGGACUAACAAUGGAAGACAUCCGAGCAAUUGAAGACAACACCAAGGAAGAACUCGACAGGCAAAGACACGAAGGCGAAGUACGCGGUAUGCGAGCUGAUGAAUGA
This is a messenger RNA of Cotesia congregata, 906 nucleotides long. Lineage: Eukaryota; Metazoa; Arthropoda; Insecta; Hymenoptera; Braconidae. The record is from the annotation of a GenBank genome assembly.